Mollisia scopiformis is the source of this 2031-nucleotide messenger RNA. RefSeq names its product putative cytochrome P450 monooxygenase. The record is from RefSeq and is a predicted model, not a curated record. The transcript is spliced from 2 exons. Gene Ontology annotation, molecular function: monooxygenase activity; heme binding; iron ion binding. Lineage: Eukaryota; Fungi; Ascomycota; Leotiomycetes; Helotiales; Mollisiaceae. Bases 217 to 1707 code for a protein of 496 amino acids.
GACCAUCUUCCGACAACAAACCUUCAUAUAGAAGAACGAUAUAUAACGACCCUCCAUUGCAACACCCUGGAAAUCAACUUGGAUAUAUCGAAGCCGUGUCGAGCCACGAAUGCGCUUCUCUAGCACUGCGGGGUAACUUCAUACGCACGUAGCCUGAAUCACUGCGAAGAUAGCUUUGAUCGGAACUUUUAUCUACCAGAGCCUUUUUUAUUCAACAUGUUCUCACUAUAUGCCGUGGGCACACUAUUCGGCAGCGCCUACCUGGUUUACCAGUAUAUCAUCUUUCCACUCUUCUUAUCUCCGCUAUCGAAGAUCCCCCCAGCACACUGGAGUGUUCCAUCCUCAGCCCGAUGGAUCAACAGUCACCGUCUGAACGGUAAGACGGGACUCUCUGCAACCCUCUCUGCUCAUAAUCGGCUUGGGCCCAUCGUCCGUCUUUCCCCUGACGAGAUCUCAGUCGCUUCCAUUGACGGCCUUCGCAAGAUCUACAGCGGGGGAUUUGAAAAAGAUGAGAGCUAUGUGCAAGAAUUCACGAAUUAUGGGACGGUGAACUUGGUAUCCAUGCUGGGAAAUAGAGAGCAUGGAAUGCAGAAGCGAAUGAUAAGCCACGUAUAUUCGAAGAGUUACAUACAGAACUCCGGUGACGGGAAGAGGGCGUGGGAGAUUUUGGUUGGAAGAUUGUUGGAAGUUCUGUAUAAAGCUGAGGGAGCAGCCUUUGAUGCAUAUGGGCUAAAUCAGGGCAUUGGUGCUGACUUCAUGUCGGCUUAUUUGUUUGGAUUGGAGAAUGCAACAGACUUCAUGAGAGAUACAGAGACUAGGACGAGAAUCAGCCAAUGUUAUAGGAAGAAGUUCAAACGUUUACCUGGAGAGGCAGGGGCAACUGAAACGGUGGAGUCAUUUGUUCUGGAUCUUUGUCGAGCUGCUGCAAGGACGACCGAGCGAGAUAUCGACUCUGAGACAGGAACAAGCCCGGUUGUCUAUGCUCAGCUCUCCUCCCAAAUGUCGAAAAGGUUCUCUACCCCGAGUCCUGAGAACAAAGAGCUCUUGGUCGCUUCGGAAAUGUUUGAUCAGUUCACUGCCAGUAUCGAGACUAGCAGAAUUUCGCUCACUUACAUGGAAUGGGAACUCUCCCGUCGCCCCUCACUGCAACAGUCCCUUCGUCAGGAGCUGCUUACACUUUCUCCGCCAAUCCAAGUUGGCGAAUCGCAACUGCCCGACCCGAAAAGCAUCGACUCUCUUCCACUGCUAAAUGCAAUCCUCAAAGAGACACUUCGUCUCUACACACCAUCACCUGCAACACUGACACGUAUCACCCCUCCAGUCGGGACAACAAUCGAAGGCUAUUUCAUCCCAGGAAAUAUUGUGAUCGGGACUUCAGGCGGAUGCAUGCACCAAAACUCUUCAGUAUUUCCCGAACCGCAAGAAUUCAAGCCAGAACGAUGGCUUACAGAAGAUGAGGAGAAGCGAAAGGAGAUGAAUAGAUGGUUUUGGGCGUUUGGCAGUGGGGGACGAAUGUGUAUCGGAAGCCAUUAUGCAAUUCAUAUGCUGAAACUUAGCAUCGCGGCCAUAUAUUCUAAUUUUGAGACGGAGAUUGUCGAUGACGAAGGUAUUGAACAAGAAGAUGCCUUCCUUGCUGGUCCGGUCGGCGAGAAGCUUGUCCUGCGGUUUCGUGCUUUAGCUUCGCGAAGUGAUCAGGAGCAAACUUAAAGUUAGAGUUCCUUCGUAGACGAUAAUACUUUGUGUUGCAUGACCGGAAUCUCGACACCUCCCAACCCUCUGGCCCACGUGACCCCGCGCCGCCUUUGCUCAGGCGGCUCAGGCGGCUCAGGCUUGGCUCAACUUCGGCUCAAGUCUGCUCAGGUCUGCUCACCCAUCUCACCAGAAAUCGGCAACUUUUAACGAGGAGCCCGAAAAGGCCCCCUUUCCCAACCAUGUUCCCACUGUACAGUUAUCCUGGUCUGCCUGUCUUCAUACGUGGGACCUUUUUCUGCCUUCAGGUUGUUUUACGCCGUCCUCUGCGUUUUGCCUCGG